This is a messenger RNA of Ylistrum balloti, 1413 nucleotides long. Its product is annotated as adhesion G-protein coupled receptor D1-like. Gene Ontology annotation, cellular component: membrane. The record is from RefSeq and is a predicted model, not a curated record. Gene Ontology annotation, molecular function: G protein-coupled receptor activity. The coding region runs from base 1 to 1413 and encodes 470 amino acids. Gene Ontology annotation, biological process: adenylate cyclase-activating G protein-coupled receptor signaling pathway; cell surface receptor signaling pathway. Lineage: Eukaryota; Metazoa; Mollusca; Bivalvia; Pectinida; Pectinidae. The transcript has 15 exons.
AUGCUAAUUACGACAUCUGAUAAUAGUAAUCUCCAACUUCGAAGGAGUAAGACUGGUGAAAUAGACAGGAAGAAUCUGUUUUUACUCAGUCGUAUUCUAUCAAUCACUGGCUAUUUAUCAGCUCGACCUGUUUCCCUAUCCCUGACCUACACGCUCCAGCAUAACUGUCACAGGGCGGAAGAACAAAUUGGUACCAAUAAAAGUGCAGAGAUAAUAUGUGGCUACAUUGAUAAGGAAUCUGGUUAUUGGUCAGACAAAGGGUGUUUUUUACUCCACACGAAUGCCUCAGCUAGCACCUGUCAUUGUAAUCAUACAACUAACUUCGCCAUCCUCAUGCAGGUUCGAGACGUAAAGAUAACAGCCAUAGACCAGACUGUCCUCAGUAUCAUUACAUACAUUGGCUGUAGUGUGUCCCUCCUCACACAGCUGAUCACAGUUACCGUCUUCGUCUGUGUCGGGACUCUGAAUUCGGAACGUGUUUAUGUUCACCGAAAUUUAUGUUUUGCAAUCAUCGCCUCUCAAGUUGCGUUUCUGUCAGGGAUCAGAGCCGUUGAAAAUAAGGUGUUGUGUUCAAUUGUCGCUAUGAUCCUUCAUUACUUCUACACCGCCAUGUUUGUUUGGAUGCUGGUUGAAGGCAUGCAUCUAUACAGCAAGGUCGUCAGAGUGUUCUCGACGGAGAGGUCAAGGGUCAUAUACUACUGUGGUUUUGGAUGGGGUGUCCCCCUCGUACUAGUGACUAUUUCUGCUACUGCGGAUUGGGAAGGCUACGGAAACGGUAAGAGCUGUUGGCUCUCUACCAAGACAGGGACCAUAUGGGCAUUCGUUGGGCCCGCGAUAGCAAUCAUAUUGGUUAAUAUAGUGAUCCUAGCCAUGGUAGUUAAAGUUGUGAUGAGUUCUGCAAAGCUGGAAAGAAAUGGGGAAUUUGAUCAUAUCAGAGUCGGCGUUAAGGGAGCUAUGUUCCUUUUACCUCUACUUGGGCUUACCUGGUUAUUCGGUUUGUUGGCAGUCAAUGAAGACAUGAUAGUGUUCCAGUAUCUGUUUGCUAUAUUCAACUCACUGCAGGGGUUUUUCAUUUUCCUUUUCCAUUGUGCGUUCAACUUAGAGGUUCGACAAGCCCUUUCAAAGAUGAGAGAAAGAAGAAUCCUUCAAAGGGGAGACUUCGUUUCCCUGUCAAACGGCAACUCUGACGGCUUCCAGAAAACUCGACAUCGUCAUCAGUCCAAGCCUCAGAGAACAUAUCGAAAGAAAAGGGUAUCUUCAGUGACGUCAGACCAAACGACGUCAUGGUCUCCUAAACAUUCAAGCGUGUCAAGCAGGAGUAGCACACAAAGUACAGAAGUUCGAGAAACGGAUGAUGUGGUUGUUCAGGACCUGACAUUGCCAGAAGAAAAUUUCGCAUUGCAAUACAUCUAG